CCGAGACCCUUCCGGCACGAGCGGCUGGAAAGGCACUUCCGGUGCCUGUUGCUAAGGCGCCGGCCGGCCGGCGGGCCGAGAGGGCGACAUUGGUGGCGUCGUCCUCUGCCCCCUUCCCCGGGGGCGAGAUGUCUGGGCUCAGCCACUUAGAGACGGAGGGCUGCCGUCACCUGCUCGGCCUGCUGGACGAUGACGAGAUCAUGGCCCUGUGCGACACCGUCACCAACCGCCUGGUGCAGCCUGUGGACCGCCAAGAUGCUAUUCAUGCAAUAUUAGUUUAUAGCCAAAAUGUAGAAGAACUUCUGAGGCGAAAAAAAGUCCACCGAGAAGUCAUAUUUAAGUAUUUGGCAAAACACGAUGUGAUUGUACCCCCAACUACUGAAAAGCACAAUCUUAUUCAGUAUGCAAAAGAUUAUUGGGAAAAACAGUCACCAAAAUUGAAGGAGACAGCAGAAUCAGAUACAAAGACAGAGGACAUCCAGCUCUUUGAACAGCAGGCAAAAGAAGAGCAAAACGCUGAAAAGGUUGAUUUCCGUCGCUUAGGAGAAGAAUUCUGCCACUGGUUCUUUGAACUUCUUAAUUCUCAGAAUCCUUUUCUGGGACCACCUCAAGAGGAAUGGGGCCCACAGCACUUCUGGCAUGAUGUCAAGCUUAGGUUUUAUUAUAGCACCUCAGAACAAAACGUGAUAGACUACCAAGGAGCAGAAAUUGUGAGCCUUCGUUUACUGUCAUUAGUGAAAGAGGAAUUUCUUUUUCUCAGUCCCAACCUCGAUUCUCAAGGACUAAAAUGUGCUUCUUCUCCUCAUGGAUUAGUUAUGGUUGGAGUUGCAGGGACUGUUCACAGAGGAAAUACUUGCUUGGGCAUAUUUGAACAAAUUUUUGGACUUAUCCGUAGCCCUUUUGUGGAAAAUACUUGGAAAAUCAAAUUUAUCAACCUGAGAAUUGUUGGAGGAAGUUCCCUUGCUCCUGGGACAUCCCUGAAACCAGCUGUCACAUUUGAACAGAGUGAUCUGGAGGCCUUUUAUAAUGUAAUCACUCUUUGUAAUAACCCCAGUAGUGGGACUGGAGACCAGGUUUUAUGUAGUGGAGAUGAGGCAUUGUUGAACAAAAGGGGACAGAAUUUGCCUAAUCCUCUAAAACCCUGAGCACUGUAUUGUCAUCCCAAAGUAGCUGCAGAAACUUCCCAGCACAACACUGAUCAUCUUUAAGUGACUGCAGAUGUGAGGAUUGACAUAUUUUAGCUGAAAUACAUUUUUGGACUGGAGACUAAUGUGAUUACUUGCCUAUUUCUACCCAAGUUAGAGCAAAUGUUCUGAGAACUUAUUGUGGUCCAGCAAAUAAAUCCCACUUUAGAUGUUGUAGAUAACUGUGUGCCUUAGAAACCAUAGGUAAAAAUUUCAUUUUAUUUAGUGAAUAGCUUGUUAGUCUCUGUACCUCCAAGUGGCAAAGAUUAGUAGUAGUCAUGGCUUAUUGGAUAUCUUAAAAAAUGCAUCUCACUAAAGAGUUGUCUAAAAAAAAGGUAACAGUUUAGAGAUGUUUAGUAUAAAUGCAAAAGUUCUAUUAAUUAUAUAAAGUACAAAUAAUGUACUUGUGCAAAAAGUCCAAUAAUUUAUUCUGGGAAGAAAAGCUUAGUUCACCUUUUUGAAACUUCUCUUUUAAAUUAUCUGUUCUAGUCCAAACAAAUAUCUCAAAAUCUGCUACUUUUCUGAACUAUUUUGGGCAAUAAAUGCUGUUUUCAACACAGACCUUAUUACUACUCAGGCUUUAGCCAACAGUUUUAUAGAACAUUUACUAUGAUACCCUAAAGAUGAAAAAUAGGCUUUGGAAUUUUCAAAGUAUGCACAAUUCCCAGCAAACAAAUUAUUGUUCUUCCUCCUGAUUGAUUGUGGCUGAGGUUGACUCUCCUCAAAAUAACAAGGCCUAUUUAGAACUUACAACAUGGGUAGGAAAAUAUGUAUACAUAUAGCCUUACAUAAAGUUUUUUUACCUUUGUGUUACUAGAUUUGAGAUCUAAAAUUGAUUUGCCAGCUUAAAGUUUAAAUUUCUCAUCACCUGGUAACUAUUUGCUGACCUUGGAUUUGGUUUGGAAUUUGUUUUUAAAUUACUAUUUGGAAAAUAUGAGGGUAUUUUAUGCCUGUUAAUUUUUAUAUUUAACUCUGAUAAUCUAGGGGGAUUGAUAUGAAUAUUAAAAGAGGUAAGCGUUCACACCUCCGCUUUUAUUUUAGUGGCCUGCCUCUAUGAAGAGUACAAUCAGUAUGUUCUAACGUAAGUUAAUAAAGACGGGGAAUUCUUUUUGUGUGUAUUAGAAUCAUCAACUGUUUAGAUUUGGCCCACAGUUCUUAAGGAGAGCUCUAACAAUUUAACUGCCACAAAGCAGAUUUUCCUCGUAUGUAUAUUGUCAGUAUAGUACAGUUAGGUUUAAAGAAAGAGCAGUCUACAAAAUGGUUACUGUAUGUUCAUAAAGUAAGACAACUAGGUCACAAUUGACCCACUCUACCUCUGCUUGGGUUUUGAAAACUCAGUUUGAUUUUAUACUUCCUUGGGUUUGAAGAAUCAAUACAGAUAUCCUGAGUAAAGCCCAAGAUUAAAAACUACCCUUGUGGUAUAUGUGUCGGACUAUGGAAAGAUUUUCUUCAGUUAUCUUCAGUAUUGGACUUUUGAAUCUAUAAAAAGCCUAAGAAAGACUCAGAUUUCUACACAUAGUUUUAAGUCAACUUGAAAAUUUUGAAAUAGUCUUAAUAGAUUGAGAGAAUUGGCUCCUUUUUUCGGGUAAUCUCUGCAUCUGUCCUCAAAGUAGAUACUCAUAUUGUAGGGAAGUGAUAAAUAAACAAAACUCUCGGUGGGGAGGCUUCAAAUUUGGUGUCGCCCCCCCCCCAUGUCUUUUUGGUCACAUUUGGUUUAAUAUGUAGAUGUGCAAAAACUUGGGCCUCCUUAUUACUCAAAUUUAAGAGAAUUGCAUUUGGGCUGGUGGACUGUUCUUGACCUCUUAGGCAGUCUAACAAAGAUGUAUAGGGAACUGAUAUGAAGAAACUGUCCAGAGAAAGAAAUCUUGAAGAGCUGAAGUCUAUUUAAGAAGCUUGGCACCAAAAGGAUUGACUUCUUUGGCCCACCACCCAGGGCUGUGUGUUAGGGGGUAGCUGAAAGAGCUCCAAGUCUGUCUUGCUAUAUUUUACCCAGCUAAUACUCGGGAAAUCUGGCAAGUACAACACUUUACAUAGACUAUGGAAUGAUUGGUGUCCUGGCUAGUUUUAUGUUGACUUGACACAAGCUAGAGUCUUCAGAGAGGAGGAACCUCAGUUGAGAAAAUGCCUCCAUGAGAUCGGCUGUAGGCCAGCCUGUAGAGCAUUUUCUUAAUUAGUGAUUGAUGGAAGGGCUCAACCCUUUGUGAUGGAGCCACCCCUGGGCUGGUGGUAUUGGGUUCUAUAAGAAAGCAGGUUGAGCAAGCCAGUUUGCAGCACCCCUCCAUGGCCUCUGCAUCAGCUCUGCCUCCAGGCUCCUGUCCUGCUUGAGUUCCUGUCCUGAUUUCCUUCAGUGACUAACAGUGCUAUGAACAUGUUGGCCAAAUAAGCAUUUUCCUUUUCAAGUUGCUGUGAUCAUGGUGUUUCAUCAGAGCCAUAGUAGCCCUGACUAAGACAAUUGGGGUUUCAGUUAAGGGAUCUUCAGGACUUCGUUUGCUGUGGGCUGUUUUGCCAUAGCGUAAUAGCAGGGUGCAUGGUUAAAUACUCCUUUUUGUUAAAACAACUGAAUAAAAAUGUUCAAAUCUUCCACUAAA
Molecule: messenger RNA, 3772 nt
Organism: Peromyscus californicus insignis
Lineage: Eukaryota; Metazoa; Chordata; Mammalia; Rodentia; Cricetidae
Gene: CUNH3orf38
Product: chromosome unknown C3orf38 homolog
Exons: 3
Coding region: 129-1145 (338 amino acids)
Source: RefSeq, a predicted model, not a curated record